Molecule: messenger RNA, 2445 nt
Organism: Asparagus officinalis (garden asparagus)
Lineage: Eukaryota; Viridiplantae; Streptophyta; Magnoliopsida; Asparagales; Asparagaceae
Product: ent-copalyl diphosphate synthase 1, chloroplastic
Exons: 15
Coding region: 2-2419 (805 amino acids)
Biological process (GO): gibberellin biosynthetic process
Cellular component (GO): chloroplast
Molecular function (GO): magnesium ion binding; terpene synthase activity
Source: RefSeq, a predicted model, not a curated record
GAUGAUUUCCUCGGCAAUCACGCCAACCGUUCGGACACCGCCGGCGAUCUCCCGCAGAUUUUUUCACUCCUCGGCCAUAAUUACCGAUUUGUGUAAUUUUGGACCAACAUUGGGAUCCAACGAAGAUUACCUUUGCCGUUGGAAGACCUAUACAAUAUCGAAAUCAAGCAGUGCUACUCGAGAGUACAACUUAGGCCUAACCCACAAAGGAUUGCCUAUCAUUGAGUGGCCAAAGGAUAUAUCAGAGUUGCAUGACGGAGAUGAUCUCUUACUCGAGAAAUUCUUCGGGGUGAAUGAUAUGUGGCAUAUGAUUAAUGAAGUAAAAAGGAUGGUAGGAUCCAUGGAUGAUGGAGAAAUAAGCAUAUCUGCCUAUGACACUGCAUGGGUGGCCUUAGUUAAGAGCCUAGAUGGCAACAACAAGCCCCAAUUUCCUUUAAGCCUUCAAUGGAUCAUUAAUAACCAAUUUAACGAUGGAUCAUGGGGCUAUGACACUCUUUUCUCUGCUUAUGAUAGGAUUAUCAACACAAUGGCAUGUGUUAUCGCCCUUAAAUCAUGGGAAAUUUCCCCUGAUAUAUGCAAUAAAGGCCUUUUGUUUUUGAGGGAGAAUAUUUGGAGGUUGGGUGAGGAGAAAGAUGAGCUCAUGCCUAUUGGCUUUGAAGUUACCUUUACAUCAUUGAUUGAUAUAGCCAAGGGUUUGGGGUUAGAGGUUCCUUAUGAUGACCCUGCAUUGAAGAAGAUAUAUGCCAAGAGGAAUCUUAAGCUUAAGAGGAUUCCUAAAGAAGUGAUGCAUGAAACUCCAACAACACUACUACAUAGCCUUGAAGGGAUGGCAAACUUAGAUUGGACCAGACUUCUCAAGCUCCAAAGCAUGGAUGGCUCCUUCCUAUUCUCUCCAUCCUCCACUGCCUAUGCCCUUAUGCAAACAGGAAACAUCAAGUCCCUUGAAUACCUUCAGCGUGUGGUGGAAAAAUUCAACGGAGGAGUACCAAAUGUUUACCCAGUGGAUCUCUUUGAGCAUAUAUGGGUAGUUGAUCGACUGCAACGCCUAGGUAUAUCUCGGUAUUUUGAGCAAGAGAUUAAAGAAUGUAUGGAGUAUGUACAUAGAUAUUGGACAGAGAAUGGAAUUUGUUGGGCAAGGAACUCUAGUGUGCAGGACGUAGACGAUACAGCCAUGGGAUUUCGGCUUCUCAGACUUCAUGGAUAUGAUGUAUCUCCUGAUGUCUUCAACAACUUUGAGAAGGAUGGUGAGUUCUUCUGCUUCGCAGGACAGGCAAAUCAGGCAGUGACCGGAAUCUACAAUGUGAAUAGAGCUUCUCAGGUGAUGUUUCCAGGGGAAGCUAUUCUCGAACGAGCAAAAAAGUUUUCUUAUGAAUUUCUCAGAGAAAAACAAGCAGCUAAUCAGCUCUUAGACAAGUGGAUCAUAACUAAGGAUCUACCCGGAGAGGUGGAGUAUGCACUGGAUUUCCCAUUCUAUGCGAGUCUACCACGCAUAGAGGCAAGGUGGUUCAUUGAGCAGUAUGGUGGCGAGAAGGAUGUCUGGAUUGGGAAAACUCUGUAUAGGAUGCCAUUCGUGAACAACGACUUGCAUCUGGAUCUGGCGAAAGCUGACUUCAACCAGUGCCAGGCGAUUCACCAGCUAGAAUGGCUGGGCCUCCGAAAGUGGUACACAGAAUGCAAUCUAGCGAUGCAUUGUGUGAGUAGGAAGAGUGUGUUGAGGGCAUACUUUUUGGCGAGUGCUUGUAUUUUCGAGCCUGAGUGUGCAGCUGAGCGAGUUGGAUGGGCUAAGACUAAAGUCGUCGCUGAAGCUGUUUCAUCAUAUUUUCGAAGUGAAUCGUGCACAGAGGAAGCUCGAAGAAAGUUUGUUCAUAAUUUUCGUAAUGGUAGCAUAAGGUCAGCAUGGGAAAGGUCAGGAGAGGGAUUGGUGGGCGCCUUACUCCAACUAAUCAAUUCCUUUGCUUCAUGGGCAUAUUCCCGACUGGAGCAACCGCGACAACAGCAGAUCCUCGACCACUUGCGACAAGCUUGGGAGGAUUGGAUGUCGACAUGGAGCGCGGACAAAGAUGAAACCGGAACAUUGCUGGUACGGACAAUAGAAUUGUGCAAAGGAAGGACAAAUGUGAUGGUUCAGCCGGAGUAUGUACAAUUGGCACAACUCACCUCUUCGAUAUGCAGCAAUCUUCAGCAUCGCAUGCACCGGGCAAAGGGAAACAAAACUGUUGAAGAGAAGGCAGAAGACGAAGCAGUAGAUUCACAGAUGCAAGAAUUGGUACAAUGUGUGCUUCAAAAUUCAGAUGGUUCAAGCAAUCAAUCCAGGCAAACAUUCCUCUCUGUUGCAAAGAGCUACUAUUAUGCAGCUCAUUGCCCGCCAAAAACUCUCAACAACCAUAUCACCAAGGUGCUAUUUGAGCGUGUCGUGUGAUACAUGAGGCUUGUCCUGACCUUGUU